AUGUCCUGUGGAAACCCUACAGUUGAGUCUGAUGCUCUGAUGCCCAGACGGAAGAAGUACGACAAGACACGGCAGUGUGUCAGAUGCAAAUUAUCGACCGGAAAUGUAGUCAUACGAUAUGCUGUAUACUGCAAGGAAUGUUUCUUCCCUCUCAUCACGCAUAAGUUCCGCCGGUCUCUAGAGCCCUCUGUGAACGAAAGACCUCAAGGACCCAGACGAACAGCACUAAAACCCGCAGGUAAUCUGCUCGUGGGGUUUUCCGGCGGGCUAGGCUCGACGGUCUUGCUGGAUCUGGUUCAUCGAUGUUAUGUGUCUAUGGAUCAAUCGACUAUGCCAUCAGACGGCGGAAAGCAGCACCCACGCCAUGAGAAGAUCUGGAAAAGAGUGUCUGUGUGUUACGUCGAGAUAGCUGGUGCCUUCCCCGGGAUGCAAGAUAGCUCACCGGACGUUGAGACUCUCAUAGCACAACACGACGGCGUAGACCUCAUCUCCCUUCGGAUACAAGAUGCAUUCGAUCCAGCCUGGUGGCAGAGAGUGGCCGGACGACCAGCCUUGUCUGAUCUAGAUUUCGACCUUACAACAGAAGGCACGUCCCCUCUGACUCUUUUACUUUCAUAUCCUUAUGGACGGCAUACAGAACUUCAUCUGAUAUUUAAUCCUUCCUCAUCAUCGACUCCACUCGAGAAACUGCAAGCAUAUCUCGCAUCACUCCCCACCGCGACUGCCGUGCAUAGUACAAUCCAAAAUCUGAUCCGCCUGCUUCUAUUACAUACUGCCUUGCAGACUCAAUCGUCCCAUCUCGUGCUCGGGACGUCACUCACAAGCCUUGCGAUGUCGCUCAUCUCGGGCGUCUCCCAAGGCCGCGGAUUCAAUUUGAAGGAAGAGAUGCAGGAGGAGUGGGUGCCAUCGGUCCCUGAUCCUGCGGAAGAUGUCUCGAGCAUAACGACGCGGAGGCGAUAUGUACGCGUGAUCCGCCCCUUACGCGAUGUCGGGCGGAAAGAAUGCACAUUAUGGACGUGGUGGACGGGCUUGCGCGUAGUAGCCGCCGUACGGCCGCCGUGGGUAGGUGCGCGGCAGGACAUUGGGACGCUGACGCAUGACUUCAUCACUGGCUUGGAGAGAGAUUAUCCGUCAACUGUGUCGACGAUUGUGCGGACGUGUGCGAAGGUAGCACCAAAGGGGGAGGUAUCUGGAUUAUGUUUGCUUUGUGCACGCCCCGUGCAGCAUGGCAUACAGGAGUGGAAAUCACGGAUCUCGAUACGCACGCGUGACGUUCCUGACGCCGGGGAACAAUCGUCCGCACAGGUUCCCGCACCACUUGCGCCGCAUCUGUGCUAUGCAUGUCAUACAACACUCACAAGCAAGAGCAGCCGGCCUCCGCCAGCACUAUACCCAGAAAUAUCGCGGUCUUCGGUUGCACCUGCACCAGUGUGGGUGCUAUCUUUCAUGACGGACAGGGAGAUGUUUCAAACAUCUCGCAUGAACGAGCAGGACCAGAGAAACACGCUGAAAGAUUUUCUGCUAGAGGACUAG
This is a messenger RNA of Postia placenta MAD-698-R-SB12, 1533 nucleotides long. RefSeq lists its product as hypothetical. Gene Ontology annotation, biological process: tRNA wobble position uridine thiolation. Gene Ontology annotation, cellular component: cytosol. The transcript is spliced from 6 exons. The record is from RefSeq and is a predicted model, not a curated record. Lineage: Eukaryota; Fungi; Basidiomycota; Agaricomycetes; Polyporales; Adustoporiaceae. Gene Ontology annotation, molecular function: sulfurtransferase activity; tRNA binding. Bases 1 to 1533 code for a protein of 510 amino acids.